Molecule: messenger RNA, 2293 nt
Organism: Oreochromis aureus
Lineage: Eukaryota; Metazoa; Chordata; Actinopteri; Cichliformes; Cichlidae
Exons: 8
Coding region: 32-2293 (753 amino acids)
Biological process (GO): positive regulation of T cell proliferation; immune response; negative regulation of T cell proliferation
Cellular component (GO): external side of plasma membrane
Source: RefSeq, a predicted model, not a curated record
GGAUCAGCUCCAGCAGGACUUGUAACCGAAGAUGAUGAUUAUGCUGCUGCUCCUCAUACCUGUUUCCCAGCAUGCCUCAGGUAUGGAGGUGAAGGUGUAUGAUGGGGUGGAGUCUGUCCUGCUGCCCUGUCAGUUACCAGCUGAUGUUUCCAGUGACUUCUUAGCAGCAGUGUGGGACCGUGAGGAGCUCAAGGACCCAACAGUCCACGUGCGUCUGCAGAGUGGUGAUGAUUUUAAAGAUCAGAACGUUCGUUACACCAACCGAACAUCACUGAGAGCCGACGCUCUGCAGACUGGAGACCUCAGCCUCACUCUGAGGAACCCCACAGUCUCUGACAGUGGAAACUACACCUGCAACACCCGAGUAUUUAGAGGAAAUCAGAGCCAGAUCGAUAUCCAACUGAAGGUGACAGGUCAGUGCUGCAGACAGAGAUCACGUCCUCAUGAAUACUGUUAUAAUUUCAGUAAAAUUUAUGUUUGUGCUACAGAACCUCCUGCAGUCUGGCCCAUAGUUCUCUCAGUUGUCCUGGUUUCUGUGGUUCUCCUGGCUGCUGGCUUUGGUGUCUUCAUGUAUCAUAGAUAUAAAAUGAUGAAGAGCAGAAAAGUCUAUCCAGUGGAGAUGGUUGAGGUGAAACAGGGGGAGGAGUCUGUCCAGCUGUGCUUUCAGAUCACAGAAGAAAAAAAUGUUCCUCUGGACGUCAAAGUGGAGUGGAGACAUCAAAACACGAUGGUCCAUGUGUAUAAGAAUGGUGGUAAUCAGUCUCUAUUAAAGGACCAGAAUCACAGAGACCGCACAGAGAUGAAUGAAGAUCCUCUGAGAAAUAAAGACUUCAGUCUGAAACUGAAAGACCCCCAACUUAGUGAUCGUGGAGUCUACACCUGCACUGUCUAUGACAGAAAUGCAGACAUCCUGCUACAGAAAGUAGUGACUCUUAGUGUCAGAGUUCCCGAGGUGAUGGAAGUAGUUAAAGGGAUGCAGUCUGUCAUUCUGCCAUUUACAACUGAAGUCCUGAAGCUUCAGGAUGUCACCGUGGAAUGGAAACACAAAGACAAGAAAGUCCACGUGCGUCAGAAUGGCCGUAACCAGUCUCACGAUCAGGAGGUGAAUCAAGAGCCACUAACAAAUGGAAACCUGCAACACACUGAUGAUGGUACCUACACCUGCACUGUCUACAGUGAGGGUGAAGAAAUCCUGCUACAGAAAGUCGUGUCGAUCACAGUCAGAGUCUACCCGGUGGAAAUGGUGACUGCGACACAAGGAGAGAAGUCUAUCCUGCUGCCUUUUAAAGUCACAGAUCACCUUCCUCAGGAUGUCAAAGUUGAGUGGAGACUCAUUAACCCUGAAGACCGGAUGGUCUACGUGUAUGAAAGGAGUAAAAAUGAGUCUCCCUCAUGGGACCAUGUAUACAGAGGUCGUGCAGAGAUGACUGAAGAUCCACUGACAACUAAAGACCUCAGUCUGACCCUGAAAGAUCUCCGCCUCACUGACAGUGGAGUCUACACCUGCACCGUCUACAACAAGGAUGGACACAUGCUGCUACAGAAAGUAGUGACUCUCAGUGUCAGAGACUAUCCACUGGAGAUGGUGGAAGUGACACAGGGAGAGGCGUCUGUCCUGCUGCCCUUUAAAAUCACAGAAGACCUCCUUCAGGACAUCAAAGUAGAGUGGAAACAUCAAAAUAUCAUCGUCCAUGUGUAUCAGAAUAGCCAAAACCAGUCUCUCUUAAUGGACGAGGAUUAUAAAGGCCGCACAGAGAUGAACGAAGGGCCUCUGAAUAAUAAAGACCUCAGUCUGACCCUGAAAGGCCUCCAACUUAGUGACCGUGGUGGCUACACCUGCACCGUCUACAACAAGGAUGGCAGCAUCCUGCUACAGAAAGUAGUGACACUCAGUGUCAGAGGAUACCAGACAGAGAUGGUGGAGGUGAUGGAGGGAGAGGGGUCUGUCCUAAUCCCUUUUAAAAUCACAGCUGACCUUCCACGUGACAUCAAAGCAGAGUGGAGACUCACUCACCCUGAAGAAAAGAUGGUCCAUGUGUAUGAGAGUGGAAACAACCUCUCAGAUGAAGACGACCAGGAGCAGGUUUACAGUAGCCGCACAGAGAUGAAUGAAGAUCCUGUGACUACUAAAGACCUCAGUCUGACCCUGAAAGACCUCCACCUCACUGACAGUGGAGUCUACACCUGCACCGUCUACAACAAGUAUGGAUACAAGCUGCUACAGAAAUCAGUGACUCUCAGUGUCAAAGAUAGAAAGUCUGACAUUAAGGUUGAAGAUGGGGGACACAUCUGA